Paralichthys olivaceus (Japanese flounder) is the source of this 2838-nucleotide messenger RNA. RefSeq names its product putative cytochrome P450 120. Gene Ontology annotation, molecular function: monooxygenase activity; iron ion binding; oxidoreductase activity, acting on paired donors, with incorporation or reduction of molecular oxygen. Gene Ontology annotation, biological process: sterol metabolic process. Lineage: Eukaryota; Metazoa; Chordata; Actinopteri; Pleuronectiformes; Paralichthyidae. The record is from RefSeq and is a predicted model, not a curated record.
AGUUUCGUUAUUUUGAAUAAAACAUUUAAAAACAUUUUUUUAUUAAAAAAGAAAAAGUUGGUUGAGCACAUGGUUGAUAGGUAACGCUAAAUUCCCGACAGCUGUGAACGCAUCUAUGUCCAGUGAGACCUUCAGGUAACCUCGGAGAACACAGUGACAUCAAUGAGAGCGGUGAUCAGAGGACGGUUCCCCCGGCUGCCUCUCGCUGCCUCUCGGAUUAAACGCACCAACAGUUGGACCAGAUGAGGGUUUAGUCUGAGUCUGGACCUGGACUCGGUUUUGCUGAAGUUUUCAGUCCCGGUUGCUCUCGACCUGUGAGUCAAAGUGGCCGAAUUUUGCGUAAUCGGCGCCCGAAUGUCCAAACUACCAGGAAAUGCAGGUGUGUCGUUGCUGGGCGACAAGUCGCUGGAGUUCUACCGGGACCCGGUGAGCUUCUACCGGCAGAAGGUCGACAAGCACCGGGGCAGAGUGUUCCAGGGCCGGCUGCUCAACAGACCCACCGUCUUCAUCUGCUCCGUGGAGGGGAUGAGAGAGCUGCUGUGUGAGAAAUCCAACGUGUUCCUGAAGGAUCCCACUGACUUGAUGACCAACAUGUACGGUGACACCAUUGUUACCACUAAUGGUGAAGAGGCUUGUCUUCUCCGUCUGUCCCUCACCAGCCUGUUUACAGGAAGCUGUUUGAAAUCGUCAAGUGAAUAUAUCAGCAGUGUAUGUGUCCGCUGUCUGAAGGACCUCUCUCUCAGUGGGCAGCCAGAGUGUGUGUACUCUGUCUUCAAGCGUCUGGGGACGGAGUUGGUUUUGGGCCUUUUUCUGAACGUAAGAGCGGAGGAGCAGCCUGAACUGUUCCAAGAAAUCAUGCAGCUCUGCACCCUGCACUGGCACGGUCUGAUCUCUGCCCCUGUGAACGUGAAGGUUCCUCUCUGGUCGUCGGGUUUCUCCACUGCUCUGGACGCCAGAGACAAACUGAUGGACAUCAUCAAAAACAAACUGGAGAAUGACACACAGGGUUUUGUCGGCUCUCUCGGCUCUUUGCCGCUGCCUGACUCCAGCGCUGCCUCCCAGCAUCUCCUGCUUUUCAUCUCAGCUCUGAUCCCUAAAGCUUUGGCAUCUCUGCUCACCUCCUUCACAUUGGCACUCAGUGGAAACGAACAGGAGGAGAAACGUCAGCGAGCGAGAGAAGACCCUGAUUACCUGCACAGCGUACUGUUGGAGGUGCAGAGACUCUGGCCUCCUUUCAUCGGCGGACGCAGAAUUGCUGAUCAGGACUCCACCCUCGCAGGGUUUCACAUUCCAAAGGGUCACGGCAUACUCUACAUCAGCCACGGCGUCCACCGUGACCCGGAGAUGUUCCACCAGCCAAAUGACUUCCUGCCAGAGAGGUGGAGCGGCAGGAACGCAGGUCAGGAGCAUUUCCUGUGUUCCUUCGGCAGCGGGCCCAGGAACUGCAUUGGACCCAAGCUUGCAGACGUCUUCCUUAAGGAAGCGUGCAUGUACCUGUUAACGCACUUCGACUGGCGUUUGGACCCUCCAUCACAGGACCUCGAGUACAAAUGGCUGCCUGUGUCUCGCCCCGCCAACCCCCCCACCAUGUCUUUCACCCGACUGGAUCAGACCAGAUCUGACAAGAGCGACACCAGCUAGGGGAUGCACAGCAGAUUUAGUGAGGUACCAGUUUAUAGAUUACAAAAAACAAAACUACAUGAAGGCUCUAAAGAAACUGAGAAAAUAUCCGAACACACAGGGAGAGGGAAGCCAUCAAAAUGUGAGGCUUUCCCCUGCUGCGUAUAAUACAGUAAUCGUCCUGGGGGAAGCCGGGGAGUGUGUUGGUUUCACUCUGAGAGUUCCUCUGCAGCUCUCUUUGAUGAAUCUGCACCAUAAGACAAAGUAAAUGACUCAUUCUUCCAUUGUUAAAUAUGACAACGCUAGACAGUAUUUUUCUCCUCCUGUCACUUUUUUUUAAUGAGUCAUAUUUCCCAGUAUAAAAAGAUCACGACACACAAAUCUCUUCGGCUCAUUAAACUUAACUGCAGCAACUUGUCUCAUAAAUCAGGCUUUGCUUCAAGGUUGAACUGAUAUAUAUUGAAUUUUAUUUGUUUUUUACUUGUUUUAAAUUCAAAUUGAAAUAUCUCCAUACAUAGCUGCAGUUUUAUUAACGUAGAAAAUUGUUUUUUUUGCCACACUGUAGGAUCAGUGUUUAAACCAAAUAAAUCCAAGGAAACACACACACACAGGUACACACGUGCACACACAAACACCGAGGUAAGCCCUCAGAUUCCAUCACUGACGGCAAACCUGCCUCCCCCCCUCCUCCUAGCAACCACCACUGCUUAGCAACAGUUCGUCAUAGCGACACUGACUUGCCUCCCUUUAGUAUGCAAGUCUCUCCCUCGCUCUCACUCAACACGCACACACACUAACCUGGUUAUUUUUGAAUGCGUUCAGUCGGCAGUGAUAUGCAUGCCAUCUGAAUCACAUGUAAAUGAUGCCAGGAGGCGUUUAAGAGCACACGCCUGCAUUUUAAAUUAUUUUGGAGACUUGGAAGGAUUUUUAGCACUUGAUUCAUGAACCACACACCAGCCUUAUCAUCUACCUGUGACACUGAUACAAGUUUUAAUGUCUAAUUUAUUAAUUUAAGUGUAGCAGUAAAAAUUGUGUUGUUUAUGUUUGUAUCUGUGUUUCAUAGAAAUGCUUGAAGCGUUAAAACAUUUGUAACAUCAAGUGAUGUUUUUGAGACAGAAAUCUCAACCUUUGUGCUGCAUUGUUGUUUCAUCAGCCUGUGGUUAAAGUAAAAACUGUUCAAAUAAGCUGAAUGAAAUGUUUCGUUUCAGCUUCUUCUCU